Messenger RNA from Chrysochloris asiatica (Cape golden mole), 3147 nucleotides. RefSeq names its product family with sequence similarity 189, member B (gene ENTREP3). NCBI's taxonomy places the organism in Eukaryota, Metazoa, Chordata, Mammalia, Afrosoricida, Chrysochloridae. The record is from RefSeq and is a predicted model, not a curated record. Bases 598 to 2553 code for a protein of 651 amino acids. The transcript has 11 exons. Gene Ontology annotation, cellular component: membrane.
CCAUCCCCCACCCAGUCACCAGUCCAGGACCUGCUGCAGCUUGAGCUGGGGUAGCGGAGCUGGGUGGGGAGGGGAGCCGGGCAGGCGACCCAAGAGACAGCGGUGCCGCGGCCUCUCCCCACCAGGCGGGCCCGGAUCUCACUAGACACCUGGAGGGCACACGAGCCGCACCUCUAGAGUCACCGCGCGCUGAUCCCUCCCCUCUUCUCUAGAUUUCUUCCCAUCUUUAUCUUCCCCACCCUUACCCCGCUCUGGACCGCCGUCCUCCCUGCACUCUCAGGCCGUCCAUUCUCGGCGCCCCACCUCCCUAGGGAGAUGCGAUGAGCCGGCGCCCCCGUGUCCUCACCACCACCCCGGGCACGGUGCCCGCCUGGUGCCAGUGGUGGGGAGGGUGCACCCUGCGGCCCCUCCGUGACACCCCUCCCUUGGGGUCCCCCUCAGCUGGCGUCCCAGGGCCACGUCCCAGGGGACCCAGCCAGGGGGUGGGCUCUAGAGCGAGGAGGGUGGAGAAGAGAAAGGACGGGGCCUUGGGCGCCUCUGAGAUGCUCCCAAGCGCCAGGGCGGGCCGAGAGAGGUGUAAGCAACGGGGCGGCAGGCAUGAUGCCCUCGCCUAGUGACUCAAGCCGCUCUCUGACCAGCCGGCCCAGCACCCGGGGCCUUACCCACCUCCGCCUCCACCGUCCCUGGCUGCAGGCUCUGCUCACGCUGGGACUGGCCCAGGUACUCCUGGGCAUCCUGGUGGUCACCUUCAGCAUGGUGGCCUCCUCCGUCACCACCACCGAGAGCAUCAAGAGGUCCUGCCCAUCUUGGGCUGGGUUCUCGAUCUCCUUCUUCUCUUUGCUUUCGGUGCUCUGUGUCAUGCUUAGCAUGGCUGGCUCUGUUCUAUCUUGUAAGAAUGCUCAGCUGGCCCGAGACUUCCAAGACUGUUCCAUGGAAGGAAAGGUCUGUGUGUGCUGCCCCUCUUUUCCUCUUCACCGGCCCUGUCCAGAGUCCGGGGAGGAACUGAAAGUUGCCCCUAACUCUACCUGUGAUGAAGCCCGAGGGGCCCUCAAGAACCUGCUCUUCAGUGUCUGCGGGCUCACCGUCUGUGCCACCAUAAUUUGUACCCUGUCUGCUAUCGUCUGCUGUAUCCAAAUCUUCUCUCUGGACCUCGUGCACACGCAACUGGCCCCUGAGCGCUCAGUCUCAGGCCCCCUGGGGUCUUUGGGCUGUGCGUCUUCACCCCCAGCCCCUCUUCUACACACCCUGCUGGACUUGGAGGAAUUUGUACCACCUGUGCCCCCACCGCCCUACUAUCCCCCAGAGUAUACCUGCAGCUCCGAAACAGAUGCACAGAGCAUCACCUACAAUGGCUCCAUGGACAGCCCUGUGCCCUUGUAUCCUACUGAUUGCCCCCCUUCUUAUGAGGCUGUCAUGGGGCUACGAGGAGACAGCCAGGCCACUCUCUUUGAUCCUCAGCUUCACGAUGGCUCCUGCAUCUGUGAAAGAGUGGCUUCCAUUGUAGAUGUGUCCAUGGACAGCGGGUCUCUGGUGCUGUCAGCCAUCGGUGACCUCCCUGGGGGCUCCAGCCCAUCAGAGGACUCGUGCCUACUGGAGUUGCAGGGUUCUGUACGCUCUGUUGACUACGUGCUCUUCCGCUCCAUCCAGCGCAGCCGUGCCGGCUACUGCCUCAGCCUGGAUUGUGGCCUGCGGGGCCCCUUUGAAGACAGCCCCCUUCCACGGCGGCCCCCUCGGGCUGCCCGCUCCUAUUCCUGCUCUGCCCCGGAAGCUCCCCCGCCCCCAAUAGGUGCCCCCACGGCUGCUCGCAGCUGUCACCGGCUGGAGGGCUGGCCACCCUGGGUAGGACCUUGCUUCCCUGAGCUGAGGCGGCGGGUCCCCCGGGGAGGCAGCCGGCAGGCAGCGACUAUUCCCACCCGAGCCCCCACUCGACGCUUCAGCGAUAGCUCAGGAUCCCUCACCCCACCGGGGCACCGGCCACCUCAUCCGGUUUCCCUACCACCACUGCUGCUGCCUCGGUCCCACAGCGACCCGGGCAUCACCACCUCCAGCGACACCGCUGACUUCAGGGACCUAUAUACCAAAGUGCUUGAGGAAGAAGCUGCUUCCGUUUCCUCUGCAGAUACAGGGCUUUGCUCUGAAGCCUGCCUCUUCCGCCUAGCCCGAUGCCCUUCCCCCAAGUUGCUGCGUGCCCGCUCAGCAGAGAAACGUCGCCCUGUGCCCACCUUCCGGAAGGUCCCCUUGCCAUCGGGCCCUGCACCUGCCCACUCUCUGGGGGACCUGAAGGGCAGCUGGCCAGGCCGGGGCCUGGUCACUCGUUUCCUCCAGAUGUCCAGAAAGGCCCCAGAUCCCAGUGGGAAUGGAACCCAUAGGCAUAAGCAGGUACCCCGAACUCCAUGGGGCCGGCCAGGCCGAGAGAGCCUCCACCUUCGAAGCUGCGGUGAUCUAAGCUCUGGCUCCUCCCUGCGACGCCUCCUGUCUGCCCGGCGGCUGGAGCAUGGUACCCGUCCCCACAGUCUCAGCCUCAAUGGGGGCAGUCGUGAGACUGGGCUCUGACCUAAGCUCCUUGCCAUACUGAACAGAUCCAGAUGAUUGCUGGGGUCACAGGCACCAGCUGGUUGGGACCAGUAGCCUCCAGGACCCUCUAGUACUAGCUGGCACAAAAAGAAACCCGCUGAACACCCCCAAAAGUGCCCCUUUCCUCCUACCUCUGGGGGGGCUCCUGCUGCUUGCCUCUGUUCCUUCUAGCAGAGGGCUUUUGUCCCCUGUGCAGCAUGGGUAUUCAAGCUGGGGUAUAGGGAGGCACCCCUGCUUAUUAUCAUUGGAGAAAGAAAACUAAUCAACUUCUGUGCCCUGGGCAUAAGAGGCUUUCUGAUUCACCUGAGGCACUGUGGCCAGGAAAAAGACAUGUCCUGGGUGUCUAGACAUAGGGGACGGUGUGCCUUUGCAAUGGGGUGGUGAGGCAUGAAAAGUCAGGAUCACCUGGUUGGCCUCCCAGCUCUGCCACCUCGAGCUGCAUGACCUUGGGCAAAUUAUUUAACCUCAAUCGCCUGAUCCAUAAAACAUUGUGAGGAUGAUUGUUUGUAAAGCUCUUAACACAACUAAGUAAGCCUUCAAUAAAUUUCAAUUUUCCGCCUCUCUCUUGGAUCA